Erpetoichthys calabaricus (reedfish) is the source of this 2499-nucleotide messenger RNA. RefSeq names its product complement factor B-like. Gene Ontology annotation, biological process: proteolysis; complement activation. The transcript is spliced from 18 exons. Bases 55 to 2355 code for a protein of 766 amino acids. Gene Ontology annotation, cellular component: extracellular region. Gene Ontology annotation, molecular function: serine-type endopeptidase activity. Lineage: Eukaryota; Metazoa; Chordata; Cladistia; Polypteriformes; Polypteridae. The record is from RefSeq and is a predicted model, not a curated record.
UACAGCAAACAAAAACUGAAGAGAAGCAAAUAUUGGUUUGGAUGUGCUGAUUCCAUGAGUCAGAACUGCCUGAACGGAGCUCUUGCCAUAGUGAAAGAAAUGAUUGCAGUAACACUUCUCUUGUUCCUACUGGGGCCUGUGACGCUUAUUCAAGGUAAACCAUCACUAAGCAUUGAUGUGUUACAGGAAAAUGACAAAAGUGGGGAUGUGCCAAGCAGGGAGCGCAGAGAUGUAGACAUGUCCUGCAGCUCCGAGGAAACCAUUGAGGGAGGGUCCAUUGAGUGGCCAGAAGUGAGAAGCACAGGAAGUGUGAUGAAGUAUGAGUGUCCCGAAGGAACAUAUGCCUUUCCAGUUGGCUGGAGAGUCUGCAUCCAAGGUCGAUGGAGCUCCCUGACAGACAGUGGCCAAGAUCCCAUUUCGAAGGCUGUCUGCAAACCCAUGAAGUGCAUCAGACCGGCUGCUCCUCAGUUUGGACAGAUGAGUCCCAGUGACCGCGAGUACAACUCAUUUAAUGACACCGUGCACUUUUCCUGCUUACCCGGCUUUGAGCUUCUGGGGUCCUCUGAACGAACCUGUCAGUCCAAUGGCCGCUGGAGCGGGAAUCUGCCAGUGUGUGACAAACAAGAGAACUUCUGUCCAAAUCCUGGAGUCCCAUUUGGCGGAGUGAGAUCAGGAGACACUUUCACACUUGGUUCUGUUGUAACAUUCACAUGCGACAGUGGCCUAUUGCUGCGGGGAUCAGUGGAGAGAAAGUGCUUGAAGAACGGAGUGUGGUCAGGAGUGGAGACGACAUGUGAAGGACACUAUGAGUUUGACAGUGCACAGGACCUGGCCAGAGAAAUGCAAAACAUAAAGUCACAGAUUUUCACCUCAGGUGAGAAGACCUCUGAGUCAGCUCUUAACCCCUUCAGUGACCGAACUAAUAAACUCUAUUUUUUGGUGGAUGCCUCUGGUACUGUGGGCACCUACAACUUUGAUAAAACCUUGAAAUUUCUGGAUAAUUACAUCAGAAGGAUUUGGAAAAGUGGGAUCUCAGUGAAAGUGAUUUUCUAUGACAAGAUCAGCACCAGGACCAUUGAGGUGUCUCGAGAUCCAAACCUCUUCAACACAGAGAGCCUCGUCAACAGGGUUCAAUAUAAUGAGUUCUCGCCUGAUGCUGGGACAAAUGCUGGCAAAGCUUUGGAAGCUUUAUUGGAGAAUGUCAGAAGUGCUGGGUCGAGGCCAAUUAAAUGGACAGUGUUCCUUAUCUCAAAGCAAUACAACAGUGGGCCAGUUCCCUCCAGUCUGGUGCAGGAUAUCCUGAAACAUGUAAAAGAACCUGAUGUCUAUUUCGAUAUUUUUGUCAUCGGCCUGGGAAACGCACCAAGAGAUCAGCUGGAAGGUGUAGUGCCCCCUAAAGCAACAGAGGAAACUGGACGCCAGUAUAGCUUCUUUUUACCUAGUUAUGACUCUUUGGAAGAGGUUUUUAAUGAUCCCAAAUGGGAAGGCACCUCGUUUGAAGAAUGUGGAAUCCGAAGUAAAGCAUGGCACCGUAGUGUGGGGCGUAUUUUUGGUGGCAUCAAAUCACAGGAUGCUGAUUGGCCCUGGCAAGUCUACAUUUAUAUGGUGGACAAGGUAGCAGUUGAGUGUUCAGGAUCUAUCAUUUCCAACAGAUGGAUACUUAGUGCAGCCCACUGUUACAAAUCCAGUGACGUGGCCAGCAACCUUGACAAUUUAUUUGUGGUUUACGGCCUCACCCAAAGGAGCAAAUAUUCCAAAGAUCAGGUCAGUGUGGAACAGCUGAUCAUUCAUCCAAACUACAACCAGCAUUUUGAUUAUGACAUAGCCCUGCUGAAGCUCAAGCAAGAUCUCACGUAUAGUGAGACGGUCAGGAGAAUUUGCCUUCCUUGCACUCAAGACGUUGUAAGUUUGGUUCCAUCUCCAUUGGCUUCAUGGGAGAGCUACUGCAGUUACCAAGAAAACAGACUCACAUAUGCUGGGGGUGACAGCAAAGAGAGAACUCUGAACGGCUACAUAGCUGGCUGGGGCGAUAUCAAGAAGAAUGUGCAGCGGGUAUAUCUAAGCCAUGCUGAAGUCUCCAUUUAUCCUAGAGGCCAGUGUCCUGCGAUCAAUAAACCAAACAUGCCUUUCACGGACCGUUUAUUCUGUGCAAGAGGAGAAAAGAGCGACUCCUGCAAGGGAGACUCUGGAGGGCCUUUUGUCACCAAAAAGCAAGAAAAGUGGAUUCAGAUUGGGAUUGUCAGUUACGGCAAGAGUGAUGUCUGUGGAGACAAAGAUUUCAUGGGCUUCUACACCAACGUCCCUAAAAUGAUGACCUUCAUCCGAGAGCAUGUUAAGGAGCUGCAGUACAGUUAGUAUGAAAAGUAUGCAACAGAAAGAAAAAACAAUCUCCUUAAAGUCAUCUGUUCGAUUCAUUUUCCUUUGGAAUGCUUAAUGUACUACUCCCCAAUGCUUUCUGUGUCAAAACGCUCUGACUAGUAAAUCUGUGCAUGUCCUCUC